AUGUUCAUUGAAUUUGAAGAACUGGGGAACGAACAUAUUCCGCGUUGUUCGCACAGUCGCAAAGUGCAUUUCCCAGAGGACGAUACUCAACUCGUCACUGGUUAUCACGAAGCACCGACAAACGCUUUUCAUUUAAAGCAAUGUCACGAUACGAUAACGAUUGCUGAUGCCUAUUUGAACGCUUGUAAAUUAGCGAACGUUCCGCCGAAUUCAUCCGUUGAGCACCAAAUUGCGCGCACUAAACUCACCACAAGCUGUGUAUCUCUGUUUCCAUCACAAGUACGAACCACCGUUUCAGGACAACGUCUCUCGCAGGCGCAUAUGGAAUGCCUAGAAGAGAUCUUCAAACGAGUACAAUUCGAUACGCUCGAUUUCGAGUAUACAUUCAUCGACGAUGAUGCUGCCGUUAGUCUGGCUGAGAUGCUGGAAUUUUACGACUCCACAGCAAAACUGAAUCUUUCAUUCAAUAAGCAAAUAAACAUUCGUGGAUGGCAAGCCCUUUUCAGGGCGAUCAAAAAUUGUCAUUCGCUACAAUUGCUCAAUUUGCGCUAUACGUCGUUAUCGGAUAAGGCGGUGCCGUUCCUUGCAAGAACGUUACGAACUCAGUCGACACUCACCACACUGCAUCUCGAGAAUGUCUCUUUGUCUGGUCGAAACCUCCUCCUUUUGGUAUGUGCGCUGAAAGUUAACAUCGUACUGAAAGAGCUUUAUUUGGGUGAGAAUAAUCUACAGCCAACCGAUGGUGCACAUCUGUAUCAGUUGAUCGUUGGCAGUACAUCUCUACAGAUGCUCGAUCUCAGAAAUAAUCAACUUCAGGACGGUGGCUUACGUCAUUUGUGUGAUGCACUUAGAAAUAAGGAAACAUUGGAGAAGAGUGCGCUGUCGGCACUCGUUCUCUGGAAUAAUCGCUUGACAAGCGGCAGUAUGGAUGCUCUUGCUGAUGCACUUUUAGAGAAUAGUAAAUUGGAAACGCUGAAUAUCGGUAGCAAUAACCUAUCGGUUGAGGGUAUUGUGGCGUUGAAGCGAGCAUUACUUGCGAAUUCUAGUCUUCAACGACUCGGUCUCCAAGCAACCAAUCUCGAUUGUCAAUCCGCGAUAGUGUUGGCCGAAUGUAUCGCCGACAACAAGGUGAUGGUGCGGAUUGAUCUACGCGAUAAUCUGCAGAUUGGUUCUGCUGGUCUGUUGGCGUUGCAUUUAGCCAUGAAAAUGAACACUUCAAUAACGUUACUUAAUUUGGAUUAUUCUUGUGCCAAAUCGAAUAGCGCAAAGGUGAAAGAAUAUCAUGAACAAUUCAAGUUGUAUUUCGAUGAAAUCAAAUCGUUUUGUGAUCGAAAUAAGCAAGCUGCACUCAAACGUCUUUCUGUGCAGUCGUCGGUCACUGAAAAUAAUCCCACUGAAUCGGAAUCCGUAGAAGAUGCACAGCGUACUAAGAACGAGCAGCAGGAGAAAUCAGAUGUUAACGAAACUACUGAAAAUCUGGUGGAAACGGCAGUACUGAAAUCAGAAAACGAUGUAAAUAGUAGCAACGAAGUGAAUGAGCGCCAACAGAAGCGAUCGCCACCUCCAUUGUGCAGACAGAAGAGUGUUGAGGUGCAGUCGAAUCGCAGUGUACCCCCCGUUUGGAAGUUCUCUCGAUCAUCCUCAUUGACAUGCACUGAACUUGUCGAGGAUAUCAAUGAGCGCAUCCUCCAAAUGAGUCGUUCUCGUGUGAUGUCUACAAAUGAAACUGGGGUGUCCGAAGAAACNAAUCUUAAUCCUGAACUUGGUAAAAGUCCCUCGUUGCCUGUACUACCGCUUCUGGCGAAUGCCACCGAUAGUACGACGACAAUCAAAAAGCCAUCUCCGAAUCGACGUUUCUCAGUUUCGCUAUCAACUCAUUCGAACAGCAAUCCCGAGUUACGUCGAUCCGUUUCACCUCGUUUCAAGGUUAUGCCAGUCACAUCCUCAUCUGCUCAUACACUCAGCCAAUCUACACCAGCAAUAACCAAGUCUGUUCAUGAAACAAAAGCGUCACCUUCCCAACACUACCCAUCCAGUGAUAUAUCAGCACUCCCGAAUACUCCAGUGUCAACAAACGCAUCUGCUGUAAACGGCACAUCUAAGAGAGAGCCAAAAAUUGUUCACAUUACAUCGAAAGAUGUCGAUGAAAAUGGCAAUUCAACUCUUCCAAUGGAUUUUCCGCCCUCUAAGCAAACUGAGCGAAGCUGCAACACGGUUAUAAGCUCGGAUGUCGAAAUCAACUCGGAAUCAACCGUGCCUCACGAUGGUUCAUCAACCGAAACAAAUUGUUCAGUGUCAUUUAACUCGCCAAUUACGCCAAACUCAGCUGAUGCCGUUGAUUCAAUGAACUACGACUCCAAUAAUAACAAUAAUGAUAGUAGCGAUACUAAUAAUAAUAGUAAUAAUAGUAAAAAAGAAGAUUCUCAAAAGGAACUCGAAAAUAUGGAAUGCGUUCAGGAGACUUUUAGUGUAAAGACAACGGUAUUCGAUGCAGAAUGUUCUCAUGAAGAUGUGCAGUUGCAUUCUAGAAAAGUGCAUUUUUCGGAAGUCGUCCCCGUUGAAAUCAUUCCACAAGCGACAACAACUGAGGAGAGGAAGAAACAGGUUAACUGUGACACCAACAGCGGAGGAUGCGAUACGACUGCUGCUGCGUAUGAUGUGCUUGAGAUGAACGAAAAAAAUAAUUGCAGACGCGACGACGAAUCACUUGAUUUGAAUCAGAGUGGUUCUGAGUCGGAACCGAUGCCCCAGGCAGCAACAGUGUUUCAUGCGGACGAGUGCUCACAAGAGUCUGUUGAUGAGCAACACAAGAAGCUAGCGUUUACGCUUGAUACGAACCCGUCAACAUCUGGGAAUGAGGCGGCGACGACAUGCUGUAGUGGUGAGAAUUGUGUGGAAAAGGGCGAUCAAGAUAACGCAACUGAUACAAUCAGUGAAUCGAGUGAUUUCGUUUUUGUGGUUGAUCAAAGCACAGAACAAGAAUCACUGCCAGACGGCUGCAGUAUUGAGGUAGUUCCAGAAUUGUUGCAUUCCUCGAAACACACGUCCAAUUCCACUGAUUGUGAUUGUUGUGGAACGUCGUCUCAGUCACAUUCACAAAACGUCACUUCAAAUGGAAGAAACUGUUUGCGAAAGUUAGAUCAAACUAUGACUUAUGCAUCUAUGAAAAGUGCAGAAGAAACAAAUGCUGUUGAUGGGUCAGCGAAACGCGAUAAAUGUAUAGCGAAUGUUGUAGAUGUGUCCAAUAAAAAGCCACCAGAUAUAGAUGUGAAUGAUGCGCAGCAUGAAUGCUUCACACUGAAAUGUGUCAAAAAUUGUGAUACAGAGAUGAGCUUGAACAGUGAACUAGUGGGAUGCGAAGUCAGUGGUGAGCAGUCGACAGCUGUCCUUCGAAAGUCAUCGGAAGACAGCAAAAAUAUUUGUGCCUGCUUAGGGAUUGAUAGAAACUAUGAAUAUGUUCCUGCUUCUCGGCAGCAAUCUGUUAGUACGGGCAAGGUUGAAAACGCGUCAUCAUCGCUAUCAGCAUCGCUGCCGUCUCCGAGCCAGAGGCUGUCUCGUUCAUCGAAAGGAGCACUGAACCUGUUAGUAGACGUGUCCGAUGAUGCAGUCGUUCGACGAGUUGUGCAAGACCUCGUUAAUUUCACUUCUUUUGAGAUGGGUGAUGAUGUUGGCUUUCGUAGUGCUGGAUCAAAGUCUCCGUCGCCUUCGCGCUAUAUGAUAAACGCAUCACAAACUGUUGCUUGCUGUACGCCAAGAAAUGCGAUCGAAGAAACAAGAGAUUGUUGUACGAACGAUCCAGAUAUUGAACGAGUGGUUCAUUGUGUUGUGCGAGGAUUGGUACGAGAUGUGCUGGUCAGCGAGAAGAGUGCGUUAUCGAGAAACUUGAGACGGAGACGUGAACGUCUGCACAAGUAG
Molecule: messenger RNA, 3915 nt
Organism: Anisakis simplex (herring worm)
Lineage: Eukaryota; Metazoa; Nematoda; Chromadorea; Rhabditida; Anisakidae
Source: the annotation of a GenBank genome assembly